Molecule: messenger RNA, 2159 nt
Organism: Paramacrobiotus metropolitanus
Lineage: Eukaryota; Metazoa; Tardigrada; Eutardigrada; Parachela; Macrobiotidae
Product: zygotic gap protein knirps-like
Exons: 4
Coding region: 680-1696 (338 amino acids)
Biological process (GO): regulation of DNA-templated transcription
Molecular function (GO): DNA-binding transcription factor activity; zinc ion binding; sequence-specific DNA binding
Source: RefSeq, a predicted model, not a curated record
CUAAUUUUAGCAUCUGUCGACACGCAUCGUUGAUGCUUCGGGUAGUAAUUACGGACAUUAAAAAUGUUCUGUUGCUCGAAGAACUUUAUUCAAUUCAUUGCAUCUGAAUGUGCUUGCGGAUUAUCGGUACAUAUUGACGUACAUUGCUUGACCAUUACCUAAUAAGGUACAAUAUUAAUCGCCAGUAUUUUCGGUGGAAACCAGGGCGAUUUUCUUUCCACCUGUUGCAUCGAAGGGCAGCAAAUGCCGGUCGUUACAAAUCUUCGCAUUGUGCGGAUGCCGCACUACUUAAUAUUUUAUUAAUCACAUUUACUUAAUCGUUUUGUAGUGCUACUUCGCAUUAAAAGUUUUCCAUAUCGAUCGCAGACGGUUUACUGACUUUAACCUACCUGUUAUCUGUGCGCGCCAAUCAGAGGGUUUCUGGACUAUUUCGAAAAACGGAGCAGUGAUGGUCAGCGAGUGUACCAUACCGGCGAUAGCGCCACCUCCAGCUAAAGUGUAUCAGAACUGUACUAGCGAUCGUUAAAUGUGCCAGUACUGUAGAAGAUAAUUCGGUUCAGUUUGCAACCUUGAAUCUUGAAUCCAUGAUGUGGAAUUAUUUCGUCUGAUCAUUAUCGACAAUUCAUGACUGAUUCUUGAUCCGGUUUAGUGAUCCGGCUCGCAAUUGUCAGAACAUAAAAUGAAUCAGCUCUGCAAAGUAUGCGGUGAGCCUGCCGCAGGAUUCCAUUUCGGGGCCUUUACAUGCGAAGGCUGCAAGAGUUUUUUCGGCCGCACCCACAUGAACAAGGAGGCUAUGGCCGAAUGCAAAAACGGCGGGAACUGCACGAUCAAUCGCAAGACCCGCACGUGCUGCAAAGCCUGCCGACUGGAGAAAUGCCUCGCUGUGGGCAUGUCGAAGAACGGAUCUCGCUAUGGCCGGCGUUCGAAUUGGUUCAAAAUCCACUGCCUCAUUCAGAGCCAGCACGAUCAGAACGGCAGCUCCGAGGCGGACCACGACGCUGACGAACGCUUCUCCGACCGCACCGUGUCCACGCCAUCCUCGGUCAAGAGCGGCGGCCGUCGUGCCCCGUCGAAACUAUGGAAUCCACCGGUUUCCCCGUCCAGUUCUGUUUCGCCGGCUUUUGAAAAGGAAGAGAAGCCGGAUAUCCCGCGUUCACCGUUCUUCAGCCCGUUCUUCCCCGGCAGUCCAUUCGGUCUGUUCCCGCCCACUAGUCCCGGAAUGCUCUCCCCCACUGGUCUCACCGAAGAGCAGAUGCGUCUGGAGUUUUUCAAACUAUUCAUGGCCUGCCAGACACAGGGAAUGUCCAUGCCAGGCGCAUUUCCGCUGAUGAACGUCAACGCCGGAUUACCCCUGCUGCAACCACAGCCCGCGCCGCUCCCGGAACGAAAGGUCGCACCGGCGACUCCCGUUGACCGGAAACGCCGUAUCAGUAUGGCGGAGGCUAUGCAGGAUUUCCAGGAGCAGCCGCUAGAUUUGUCGGCCAAACGAUCGCGUUUAACGGAGCCGCUGCGUAACUGCGGUCUUGGUCUGCGGGGUGGUGACAGUACCGGCGAUCAGUCGCCGAUUUCCGGUCGGGAAUCGGAUGCCGAUGAUGAGCGGGAGGAUGACGAGGAGGAGGCCGAUGUUAACGAUCAUUUCCGGCGGUGUUUCCGCGGCCCGAACGGGUCCAUUCUGGAUUUGUCGGCGCGGAAGUAACACCGGAUGAAGCGGAAUUUUGCGGACUAGUCGGUUGUGGUCGACAUUAAAACGGCCGAAGUUUAGUUUUCUACCGUAGUUUUCUAGUUUAUUUGAGCACAUUCCUUGCGCGCUGGCUGGGUGAGAAGUGAUAUGUUGGACGACACAUUCUCGUUUUCUUUUGUUAUUUGAUCAUUUCCAGGAUACUCUUCAUUUGUUUGAUUACUACUUCGUGGACGGAUAGUUUUGAUAAUUGAUUGUUUGUACUUUAUGUUUUUGUUGUCGCGUUCUGGAAUGCAGACGUGUGAAUUUUGACGGUUACCUGUUGCAUUGGAUGCGAUCAUGCGUCGCCGUUCAUAUUAUUUUGUAUGCUGUACAGCAACGCUUGUUUGACUUUUGUUUAUUAAUUAGUUCUGGUGUUUAUCUCAUGUUAUUAUCCAGUGAAGUUUGGAUGCAUAAACGUUAAUAAGAUUAAAAAUCGUAA